CUGAUAGACCACAGAAUGCCCUUCUAUCCGCACAUCACCUACGAUGACAAGCUCAAAGUGUGGAGUGGAGGCGAAAGAUCAAACUACUUCGCACCUCAUCUCUCCAUUGGGCAGAUCAUAUUCCGGGAGAUGGAAAGGCACCCACAGCUCAUAGCACAGAUAUCAGCCACUGAGAAGACGGCGCUGACCCGUGAGGAGGUGCGUUUCAAUGCGAUGCGAGUGGCUAGCUACAUGCGGGGACUGGGCCUAAAGCAAACGGAUAUUGUGGGCCUCAUGGCCAGGAACACCACGCAUCUGGUGGCCGUGGCCUAUGCCUGCUUCUUCAACGGUGUGCCGUUCCACUCCCUCAACAUCUCCUACGAGCAGGAGACCAUAGAGAAGCUGUUCAGAAUCACCAGACCCCGUCUGAUCUUCUGCGACGGGGACGAGUACGAGAGAGUGCUGGCAGCCACCGAAACCCUCCAGCUGGACUCCACAAUCAUUAGCAUGCGGCAUCACUCGUUGGGCUGCCUUCGCAUUCAGGAUAUCCUGACCACACCCAUUGAGGAUAACUUCCAGCCCUCCCAGCUGGAGCAGGGCCCCGACCAGACCCUGGCCAUUCUCUGCUCCUCAGGGACCACGGGCGUGCCCAAGGCAGUCACUUUCACGAACAGCCAGCAGAUUCUGUGGAGCUGCUCUCCCAUGACGAUCGACGUUGUUCAGUACUCCCACAGCACCCUGGACUGGUUCUCGGGACUCUCCGUUUGCAUCAACGCUGGAGUGUUCAGCACAAGAAGCAUUAUUGCCGACAACCAGUUCGAUCCUGCCUUUCUGUGCCGUAUUAUCGAGGAGCACAGAAUAACCUUCCUGGUGCAGAGUCCUGCCCAACUGGCCAUGCUGGUGAGCUGUCCGGAGUUCGAGGCAUCUGAUCUGUCGAGCAUUCGGCACUACGUUUAUGGAGGCACUAGCUGCUCCGUGGAGAUGCAGCAGCGGAUGCGGAGUCGGCUUCGGCAGGCGGAUUGUCUGGUCUUCAGCUACAACUUGACGGAGAUGAACAGCCUGGGAUGCUUGAACCAUCAUUAUGACGAAAAACCCAACUCCGUGGGCCGCCCGGUAAGAGGAAUCAAAGUGAAGAUAAUCAAUGAAGAGGGCGAGGCCCUGGGUCCGACUGAAAUGGGUGAAGUUUGUUUUAAUAAUGGCCAGCAUUGGUCGGGCUACUACGGGAAUCCGGAGGAGACGCGCCUCAUGAUCGACUCUCAGCAGUGGCUUCACACCGGCGAUCUGGGCUACAUGGACCCGGGCGGCUUUCUAUAUCUCGUGGACCGCAAGAAGGACAUGCUCAAGUACCAAAGCAUCAUGUACUACCCCAGCGAAAUAGAGACAGUGAUCGCGCGGAUGCCCAACGUGGCCGAGGUCUGUGUCUUCGGUGUGUGGGCUGAGGUGAAUGGCGAUGAGGCCGCUGCCUCUGUGGUGAAGAAGCCUGGCACCCAGCUACUAGCUCAGGAUGUUCUGAACUAUGUGAGGGAACAUAUUGAGGCCAAGCAUAAGCAGUUGAAUGCCGGAGCAAUUAUUGUGGAAGAUCUGCUGCGAAGUCCGAAUGGAAAGACGCACCGAAUGGCCACCAAAGCGCACUUUCUGGAGGUUACAAAGAGGCAGAAGACUUAGCCACUUCGGAAUUUGGUUCCUUUGGCUUCUCGGCUCUUGGUUGAUAGCUGAAAAUACACAAAUGAGAGCCCAAUAUUCAUAUAUUCGUACAUUCGUGCUGAUCCCAGGGUUAUAGUAGAACUUGCUGUCAUCUGUUAUUGUUUGGUGCCAUCGUCUGGGUUGUCUGGGGCUUGAUGUGUGCUCGUUUCCAUUCUGGUCUGUUUGGCCUGAGCCCUGCGUUUAAGACGGCUGAAACCAAUCAACCCUGAUGGAACCCCCCGAGCUGUCAGUCGGGCGAAGAGACCUUCACUUUAAAUCGCUCGCCAUUGUGUUUGGUAUUUGGUGUCGUCAUAAAAAUAGAAAUCUCGCUUCAUUUCAUUGCCUUUGUUGCAGCGCCUUGUUGUCGUUACUCCUCCAAUUUGCCCAGUCGACAGCUCCGAACUCCGGGCUGCGGGCUCCGGGCUCCGGGCGGAGUUAUAUGAUAUCCUCGUACGCGGCUGCACAGUGAGUAUUUUUCACCUAAGCUGCGGCCGUUUGUCCGUGUCUGUGUAUGAGUCUGGGCCCGGGCCCGCCUCCGCUGCUGGUCUCCGACCUGUUAGCCGGAUUAGGCCUGACACGGGCAGAAACGAGAGGGAGAACCCACAUGAACAUUUCGGAUGCUCGAAAAUCAGUCAUAAUAUUUCAAAUUUCAUAAAUUGAUGCGUAUCACAUUAGACUGGGUAUGGGAUGGGCCCAGAAUGGGCACAGGAUGGGAAUGGCGGCAGCAGGAGCCGCAGACGACUCCCCUCCUCUCCUCGCUCUCCUCUUGUGGGUGAGCAACC
Drosophila obscura is the source of this 2444-nucleotide messenger RNA. RefSeq names its product 4-coumarate--CoA ligase 1-like. Lineage: Eukaryota; Metazoa; Arthropoda; Insecta; Diptera; Drosophilidae. Gene Ontology annotation, molecular function: long-chain fatty acid-CoA ligase activity. The coding region runs from base 16 to 1644 and encodes 542 amino acids. The transcript is spliced from 3 exons. Gene Ontology annotation, biological process: long-chain fatty acid metabolic process; fatty-acyl-CoA biosynthetic process. The record is from RefSeq and is a predicted model, not a curated record.